This is a messenger RNA of Brachypodium distachyon (stiff brome), 1911 nucleotides long. RefSeq names its product NAC domain-containing protein 71. Lineage: Eukaryota; Viridiplantae; Streptophyta; Magnoliopsida; Poales; Poaceae. Bases 115 to 1215 code for a protein of 366 amino acids. Gene Ontology annotation, biological process: regulation of DNA-templated transcription. The record is from RefSeq and is a predicted model, not a curated record. The transcript is spliced from 2 exons. Gene Ontology annotation, molecular function: DNA binding.
CGGCGACCCAAUGUUCCAUUCCAAAAUCUUUUCCCCCAAAAAAGAGCUCCCCCCCAAAAUCGCUCGAACCCAGCCUAGUGAGCUCACAGUGAUCGAGAGAAAUCCCAGAAGCGAAUGGACUACUACCACAGCGGCGGAUCAUCAGACCAGUCGUCCUCGUCGCCGUCGCUUUCGCUGCCGCCGGGGUUCCGCUUCCACCCGACGGACGAGGAGCUCGUCAACUACUACCUCUGCCGCAAGUGCGGCGGCCUGCCCCUCGCCGCGCCCGUGAUCGCCGAGGUCGACCUGUACAAGUUCGAGCCAUGGCGGCUGCCGGAGAAAUCUGCCGCGGCGAUGGCCGGCGCCGGAGGGGAUGAGGCCAAGGAGUGGUACUUCUUCUCCCCGAGGGACCGCAAGUACCCCAACGGGUCGCGGCCCAACCGCGCCGCCGGGACGGGUUACUGGAAGGCCACGGGCGCCGACAAGCCCGUGGGCUCGCCCCGGCCUGUGGCUAUCAAGAAGGCCCUCGUCUUCUACGCCGGGAAGCCGCCCAAGGGGGUCAAAACUAACUGGAUCAUGCAUGAGUAUCGCCUCGCCGAUGUCGAUCGCUCCGCCGCCGCCAGGAAGAAGAACAACCACAACGCUCUCAGGCUGGAUGACUGGGUGCUGUGCCGGAUCUACAACAAGAAGGGCGUCAUCGAGCGGUACGACACGGCGGACUCCUCCGUCUCCGACUCCGGCGACGUCAAGCCGGCUGGUCCUGCGCCGGGGGCGAAGAAGAACCCGCGGGCCGUUCCGCCGGCCAUGAAGGUCGAGCUCUCAGACUACGGGUUCUACGGCGGCGGGAACCACCCGUCCCCGCCGGCCACGGAGAUGCUCUGCUUCGAGCGCGGGGCCUCGGCGGCGGCGGACCGGGACUCGAACUCGAACCACUCCAUGCCGCGGCUGCACACGGACUCGAGCUCCUCCGACCGCGCGCUCUCCUCGCCCUCGCAGCUCUCCCUGUCCCCGGAGUUCCCCAGCGACAUGGAUUACGCCGAGAGCCAGCACAUUAACGCCGCCGGGGGCGGCGACGCCGGAGGAUGGCUGGGGGAAGAUUGGGCAGGGGCGAUCGACGACGACGGGUUCGCCAUGGAUGGUUCCCUCGUCUUCGACCCGCCGCUGUCGCCCGGCGCCUUCGCGCGCGACGCCGCCGCAUUCGGGGACAUGCUCGCCUACCUUCAGAAACCCUUCUGAAGACCAGAUUUCAUUUCAGAUUCAGCAACAGCCGCUGCAACUCUCUUAGCCCACUAACAAGUUCGUCAUCAGGUCUCGUGCAAAUUCGGUUCAGGAAAACUGAUUAGAGUGUUCGUCAGUCUAGCAGGAUCAGAGAAACGCAGGGAAAGAUUAACCCGCCGGAUCGAUGCCCGACCGGGUGCAGACUUAUCAGCAUCAAAUGUUAGCUUGAUAAGGUAAGUAAUUCCUCGCCAUCGUCGAUAGGUUAAGUUAGCUGGCAAAUCGGGUCGAUUUAUUAGCCGGUCAAUUUUUGUCGUGUUGAUUAAUUAGUGGAGUAGUUGAGGUUCCUGCCUGAGAUGGAUCCCGUAUUCCCGGACGAACCAAGAAGAAGAUGACACUGAGAUUGAUGUUCUGAGUUCAGUCAGGGCUGUCGAAUUAUUUUCGGUGCCGUCGUGUUGUGUUAGAUUGUGUACUCCUAGGAUGGUUCAGGUUCCCCUCAUUUUAGGAGGACUUUUAGUUCAGGGGGCUGACGCUUUUUAGGGGGUUACUCUUGUGUGCGUCCUGUAAUUGCAAAAAGGGUUCGAUGUAACGGAGUCGCUUUCAGUUUCAGUGGUCUCUCGCGUGACCUGGGAAGCCAAUUUUGUAAUGCAAUUAUAUCGUAUAAUUAAGCAGUGUCGUAAAUUGUAAUUAUAUAUGCAUGGGCUCCUUAUUUAUUUA